AUGGAAGUAUUAGAUUUGACUCCCCCGCCAUCCUUCUCUUGGAGACUGUGUCCUGACUUGAAUCUGAACUUGGUUCGUGAGAAUCCGAUCCUAGGUGGCACUCCAUCCCUUAUCUUCAACCCCUCUCUCUCUCACUCACACGCUCUCUCUCUCUCUCUCCAAACGCCUCCACACUCUUCACUCUCCAAACCUCACUCUGGCCCCUUCUUCCUCAACGCUCGCUCCCUCACCAUCCACUAUGCCCUUUACGCUGAUGAAGCCAUCAUCUUCUCCCUCUCCACCACCUCUGAUCCCAUCAAGGACACCCUCCUCACUCUCAUGCUUUCCAACCACUCUUCCUUCAUCCUCACCUUCUCCACCUUCCCUUCCUCUUCAGCACUCUAACGGCUCUUUCCUCCACAAAUCUGCAACAAAAUCCACCCUUACGUCUACACUCAGUGCCAAGCCAUCCAUGCGCGCUCUAUCUUUCCCUCCCACAACAUUUCUGCCCGAACGAUUUGUUACUCUGCCAUCCUCAACAUCCCUUCUGAGCUCUCCGCAGUCAUGGCUGCAAAUUGCGUGAUGACACGCCCUCCACGUGACGACAACGCCGCUACGCUUGCCUCAUUAAACUUGAAGUGGUGCAGCCAAGACCGCGUGGUGGAGGAGUUUGUGAUGGAGCAGCCGGUGCCUCGUUAUCUCUUUGCCUUCGCGGUUGGGACCUAGACUAGGGUUUAUGCGGAGGAGGGUUCGACGGUGCUGGACUCAACAGCGAAAGAGUUCGAGGGAAGAGAGGAUAUGAGUGGGGAAGGAGAGAAGCUCUUCGGAAAAUACGACUAGGAAAUGUUUGAUCUUUUGGGGCUGUCACCGAGUUUUUCUUACGGCAGAAUGGAGAAUCCAAAGAUGGUUGUCACAGGAUUUUGGAGGUGAACCAGUGAGGAGCAAGAUUCGAGCUUUACCUCUCACGAAAUUAGGGUAUUCAGGGCUUUGCUGGAGCC
Molecule: messenger RNA, 977 nt
Organism: Arachis ipaensis
Lineage: Eukaryota; Viridiplantae; Streptophyta; Magnoliopsida; Fabales; Fabaceae
Source: RefSeq, a predicted model, not a curated record